Wasmannia auropunctata (little fire ant) is the source of this 1341-nucleotide messenger RNA. RefSeq lists its product as uncharacterized. The record is from RefSeq and is a predicted model, not a curated record. The transcript is spliced from 2 exons. Lineage: Eukaryota; Metazoa; Arthropoda; Insecta; Hymenoptera; Formicidae. Bases 289 to 1341 code for a protein of 350 amino acids. Gene Ontology annotation, molecular function: zinc ion binding; nucleic acid binding.
UUACUGUUGUCUGCGAACUAUUUGGCGCUGCGACGCGUGAGGCGUAAGGAUAUUCGGGCGUUUCCGGCGGAUUCGCGAGCGUGCGGCGGAAUCGUCACUUGAGAUCGAGCGACGGUGCGGUCAAGAGCAAAUAAAGAGUCUUGUUUUUUCCUGAUUAAACCAUCUCGUACUGAAUCAUAUUUCCCAUCUACAACGGGGAGUCUACAUCUGGGGGCUCGCAGCCGGGAUCGAGAUUAGUGUUUGAAGUCAGUGAAGGAUCAAGACGAGUGAGGAAGCGAAGACGAAAAGAUGUCGGACGACGAAGGACGAAACAACGACGAUGGCAACACGCUGCAGGUCGACAUGAUGACGAUAGCCCAGCUAAAAGACGAGCUUAGAGGACGCAAGCUAAAGGUGACGGGCAACAAAGUCGAUCUUGUGGCGCGAUUGAAGGCGGCUCUAGUUCUGGAAAAUCAACAUGAAGACGAUGACGAUGAUGAGUCCAGCGACGAGAGCGACGACGAAAUGCAACGAGACGACGUCGACGCUAAUGGCGCCGAAAGAAACGAAGCACGUAGACGAACGAAAUUUGUGCCAACCUUCAAAGACGUGGAAGAAUCAGUCGAUACUUUUAGUGGGGACGACGGUAAAAAUGUAAAGGUGUGGAUCAAGGAAUUCGAGGAUCUAACGAAGAUAUGCGAGUGGAACACGAUGCAGAAGACGAUAUACGCGAGAAGAUUGCUACGAGGCUCUGCGCGAUUGUUUGUGAAGUCAGGCAAUCAUGGAACGUCGUGGAAGACCAUGAAGGGCGCGCUAAAGACGGAAUUUGCGCCGAAGGUGGACAGUCGCACGAUACAUAAAGAACUGCAACGAAGAAAGAAGAAAACAAACGAAUCCUAUCACGAGUAUUGCUAUAAGAUGAUGGAAAUAGCGGAACGAGCGGACGUCGAAAUAAAGGCGGUUAUCCAAUAUAUCAUUGACGGUAUUGACGACGAAGGAUAUCGUAAGUCUAUUCUGUACGGUGCUAAAACGAUUCGUGAGUUAAAAGACAAAUUCGAUACGUAUGUAGAAUUACGCGAUAAGACGGGCGAAAAUAAAAGACACGAGAAUAAAAAGAAGCUGUCGGUAAACAAAGACGCGGAAAAUAAAGACGCGAAGCGAGACGCGAAACGUUGUUUUAAUUGCGGUGAAGUCGAUCAUUUAAGUGCGGCAUGCCCUUCGAAAGAUCAAGGUACGAAGUGUUUCGGGUGCAAUAAAUAUGGUCACAUAGCGUCGAAAUGCCCGGAAAGCGCAAACACGAAAGAAAAGAAAAGUUGUAACGUUGUACAGUCCGAUUCCGGAAAAUGCCUUUGGCCAGUGUAA